Molecule: messenger RNA, 1758 nt
Organism: Lodderomyces elongisporus
Lineage: Eukaryota; Fungi; Ascomycota; Pichiomycetes; Serinales; Debaryomycetaceae
Exons: 1
Coding region: 1-1758 (585 amino acids)
Source: RefSeq, a predicted model, not a curated record
AUGUCCUCUUCCCCUUCACCGAACUCAUUAUCCAGAUCACCUUCGACAGAUUUAGAGAAGAAUGUUCUCCCUUCCAAUCAAUCAAAUGACCUAUCCAAUCUCGAUCACCAUCCUGCACACCUUGAAGAGAUGUCCGCUGAAGAACUCCAAAAUUAUCAAAAUGAAAUUUCAAGUGAAUUCAAACACCUCUCCAGACAAUAUAUAGAGUCCCGGCUUGUGCGAAUCAACGCAAUGAUUGAAAAACUCCAGUACCUGAUCAAAUUAGCCACAGCAAAUGAAAAAAGCUGGUCCAAAAUAUACAAUUUUGAAGUUGAGACUAUAAACAAUAUAAUGACAAAUACAGAAGACUUGAUAAUGGUUGAAAAUGGCAGCAUACCUUCCAAACCUGAUUUAUUAAAAAGUCUACUGGAGUACGAAGAGGAGUUAAGGGAAAUCUUUAAAAAUUUGCAACUGCCGUUUGAUUAUGAUGACACUUUUAAAUAUGACAACGAUGAGUUAAUAAGAAAAUUUAGCGGCAACAAUGGAAACGAAGGUGAGAUUAAGCAAAAGGAGAAGGGGUCCGUGUUGGAGUUGGAGACGGAGUCGAAAAAAAUGCUCACGAAUGAGAAUUUGGCCAACAACAUGAAGAGUAUCAAACAGAGCAAAGAUGAUAGUGAUAUUUCCAAUACAUCACAAGAGUUGUCAAAAUUUCCUUUCCCACUUUUGUUCAACCAGAUUUUUCAACCGCAUAGGGACAAUUUGAAAAGCAUUGGUAAAUUUAAAGAUUACCAAUCACAAUUAAUACAAAAUAAUAGCGAGAACAACUCUACAAUCGCUUGGAAACAAUAUUAUCAUAAAGUGAUGAACAAGCGGAACGAGCUACGAACCAAAGUCAAUCAUGAACUAGUUCAGCUUUAUAAAGAAAAGAAUAAUCUCAACCAAGAAGCAAUACAACAAUCCAUGGAUCAAGAAUAUUACAAAUCAUUAAUAUCCAUCUCAGACAUAAGUGGGUCAAAAAAUGAUGCGAUUAAUAGCACCACAACAUCUAACCUUGCAUUACUAAUGAAAUAUAACCAUGAUUCCCAUUAUAUGAGUUUGGACAACCGACUACUACCAAAAAACAAAAUUGAAUUAUCCCAUUUACGAAGGGAUGUUCAGUAUAAAACGCAUAAAGUGGAGUUGAUGAAAAAUAAUGUCAAGCGGCAUUACGGUAAUGUGUUUGGUCCCGAUGAUCAAUUAAUACAGUUGGAUGCUAAGAAUGAUAUAGAUGAUGAUAUAAUGCAAAUCAGGAGACAAGUUAGACAAAAAAGAGAAUUAAGCAAGUAUCAAAACCAACACGGUAUGAACAAUAGAGUUUUGGGAUCCGAGGCUAGGUCGAGUGCAUUUAAAGGGUCAUCGACAAUAUACAAGUCAAUUCCCCUGAAAGAAAAGGAAGCAACAAAUCCCCCAACGAAUACGUUGAACAUUAGUGCUCUAAAUAGAGAUGGAUAUAGUAGAAACUUUGACAACGAAGAUGACGAUGACGAGGAUGACAUCGACGAAGAAGACGAAGAAGAUUAUGAUGAAGAGGACGAUGAUGAAGAUGAUCCAAGGCGAGUGUACGAGUAUUAUGACGAGGAGUACGACGUGGAGACAGAGAUGACCGAAACAGAAAGGCAAGAUCGUCAAAUCUACAAAAAUGUUUUGUUUCAAGAACAACAACAACCCGGCCUACCAUUAGCAAUGGCUGAAUUACCCACUCUUGGUUCGUUUCCCCAAUGGGGCGAAAAAGCUCAAUAG